This is a messenger RNA of Effrenium voratum, 1446 nucleotides long. The record is from the annotation of a GenBank genome assembly. NCBI's taxonomy places the organism in Eukaryota, Dinophyceae, Suessiales, Symbiodiniaceae.
AUGGACCCGGGUGAGAUGCGCCUCCAGGACGCCAUCGAGGCAACUAAGGCACUCUAUCUUCGUGACCUACCUGCACACGUCUGCGUCGGGCCCAUGCCGGUGGGUGGCUUCACACUCCCUGAGUUGCCCUUGAGAGAUUUAGACGCCGGUGCCCCCUCCAUCAAGCAUUUUGUCGAUGUGGUCAUGGACAUCCCAGCUGGUGACAUGAACAUCGAAAACAUCAAGGCAAUUUUCCGUGAUCAAGCGGACGAGCUGCCGGCUGUGAUGAAGCCGAAGAGCAGGCCUAUCUUCGACACUGCGACCCAGUAUAUCUUGCUGCCUCAGACAGAUGGAAACAUUUGUCUGUUGAAGCACACCUACGUUGUCGAUGAGAAGGUCACGGGACAGUAUGUCAUUAAGAUGCUUCAGGGAAAGGGCUACGAGAUAUCCUGGGGGACAGGGAACAAGAAGUGCGCAAGGUUGGUGCAGAAGGCGCUGGACUCACUGGCCAAUGAUACCACUACAGCCAAGCUAUGCAGACGAUAUGACUUGACCGUCAAAGACUUCGAGCCCGAAGUGCGACAAGUGCUGGAGAUUGUCCCCCACCUCCGGGAUCAGUCCCUAUGGCUUCUGGGCGAGCCGGGCAAAGGAGACGGAGAGUUCCGAACCACUUCGGAUCUCGACUUCUUCAAGGGUGUGCCCUUUACCAAGCGUACCCCCGCUUUGUACGAUGACGGGAGCAUCGGCAAUGAGGAGACGAUGACCCGGGCCCGAUGGACGAACGCGAAGUUUGUUCGGAACCAGCUCCGGAUUGUUCUGGAUAACUCCUACAACCCAGAUGCGGAGCCCGGGGACAACCUGAACGACGAGGACUUGGUGGUUUCUCACACUGCCUUCUUUUCCAUGAUCAGGCCCGCUCUUGGAAUCAUGGCCAACACCGAUGCUAUGGCCGUCAUGAAGCGUAGUGUCGUCGUUAUCUUUGGCAAGAACCACAUCACCUUCCGCUUACCUUCGGGACAGGAGAUCGAAGCCAACCGCAUUCGGCGGAACAAGGUCGACAUCAUCAGGGGCUCCUCCAAGGGCAUCUUAAAUCUUCGCCUCAUGCAGAAGUCGUCGCCUAUGCGCAACGGCAAGUACGUGGUGCUGAAUGUCCAUGAGAACCACUUCUUUGCUGUCCAGCAUGUCGAUGGCUUCGUGUCAGAGGAUGAGGAGUACGCGCACUGUGCCUAUAGCCUUCGUGGAGGCGCGAAGGCCCACGACGUGAAAGCGAUCGUCUAUGGCAUGACCGGGGGUAUUGACGUCCAGGUUCGCACCAUGCGCUGCACCUCAUACUCCUGUCGUCGAACAUUCGGCCCGAACUUCUUCGUGGACGCCGGCAGCAAGAUCAACACGGCGACGCCGGAGGAUAUCGACGAGGUACUCUUCCUGAGCAACAAGAUGGGCUUCACGGUGGACUAUCUCAAGUAG